GCAUUAUCUACCCUGGCUAAGCUCUUAAUCCCUGUUUCCAGAAAUUCUAUCUUCUACUUCACUGGAGCUCGUUGCUGGUUGCUCCCGAGCAACAUUCCAUAGACAACCUCACGAUGCAGCUACACGAACAACAUUCGCAGGGUUCGCUCAACCAGCAGAGUCGCAGCAUGACCAGGAAGCAGAUGCUACAGAAUCGCCGGAAGACGCUUCAGACGGUUGAUGAACUUUCAUCACAACUGCCUGAAUCUUCGGAUUGGGACAGCGCGUCGCGCAGUGGGACCACCAACACCGGUAGCAUGGAUAGUCGAAUCAGUCAAGGACUCAGCGACUCCUCAGAAAAGUCUCGGAGAGAACGACCGCGGACUUUUGGCUACGGACAUGAGCUCCAAUCCAAACCUUCAAUUGUCAUCACAGAAGCUGAGCCUUUGCCAGCUCGACGUUCGUUAACCGCUCCUGUGGACUGGCAACAGGAACAACCAAGGCCGGGCCAAACAAAUGAGUCUGAUCGUAAUCGCCUAUCCGCGAAGCAUGCACCUGGAACUACAUCAAAACAAGGCAAUCCGAAUCCAAAUCAGCAGAGAAGGCAUUCGGGACCUGGAAGUUUCUACACUUCGAUUAGUUCAACUAGUCGCCAAAACCAGAGUACACAACAGAUUCGCGCUUCACAUAGCAAAUCAAUCCAACACCACAAUCAAUCAGCAGAUAGACAAAGAAACCAAAAUGCACAGGUCAAGCCUCACGCAGACAAACAGAGGCAGCGGAUUCACACAGGCAGUUCCUCUGUUCUUCCUUCUCUGUCUCCGUUCCCAAUCACGAAACCUAGUGCUGCCCAGAUCAGAGGAUACGGAAACCAGCAACAAUUGUUGCAGAAUAGUAGAAGCAUGAAUCAACUUCGCAGUCAUCAGCAUCUGAAUAAACGAACCAGCCAAGCUAGACUUUCCAACCUGCAGUCUGGAAAUGCAAGCGUGGAUGCUCAACUGCUCCAACAGGCCAGUGGUAACAAGACGGCGAAAUCAAAGAUGCCUCAAGACCCAAUCUCCCGACCUCGCUCUACCCAAUAUGCGACGCUUCCAAUCCACCCCCAAGGGAUCAACCAGAAUCAUCAAAUGCCGCCGCUCUUCCGAACACCUCGAUCAAUGACUAGCCCUCCACCUGGUCAAUACAACUUUCCUCUGCCACCAGCAAGUGCUGUCACUUCCAACCGAGCAUCUCGUUCAUCCCUCCCAGGUCGGUCGUCGAAUGUUCGCUCAUCAUCCGCGCACUCCACUAUGACCGCCGCCACAUCCGCUUCAGCUGGCACCAACCGCUCCAGCAAAUCACGAAAGUCCACCGGGUCCCGAAACAGCUAUUCCGGACAGUCACACAGACACCAACAAGGAGUCACCCAAGAGCAUCUCGAAGCCCUCGCUGCACUAACAGGGGCAUCGCCAACACAAUCACACGAGCCCACAACCCCAGAAAGCAUCGCAUUCCAGCGGAAACUGGACGAGAAGAUGAGGAGAGCUAGCGUGGGCUCUGAACACCAGUCCCGCGCAUCGUACGGCCAACAGACGAAACAGUCCUCCAAGGCCGGUUCGAGGGUGUCGGCGCACAGCUAUGCGACGACCGCUGCUACCACUGCUACCAGAGCCAAUGAACAGGCCAUGACCCCGGAGAGUGUACGGCUACUGCGAGAGCGGGAGAAGCUCCUUCGGUGGAAAGCGGAAAGGGAGAAGAAAGAGUUCGAAAGGAGGGAGCGGGAGAAGAUCAGAGAGAGGGUGAGGAGGGCGAAUGCGUUGGAGUUGGAGAAAACGAUUGAGCUGGAGAAACAACAGAAGAAAGAGAAAAGGAAGAGGGGUUGUUUGGGAUUUCUGGGACUCUGAUCAUCAGGUGGUCAUUCCCGGUCCUUUCUUCUGGAUUCGUCCUCUUUCAUACCACUGCCCUUACCACUUUUCUCCAUUACUUGUCUGACUUAUACAUUUUCCUUGCAAGUUUCUACACAGCACCAUCAUCGACGAUAACUUUUCCUUGAGUCACGAUCUCCACGGCACUUUGAUUCG
Aaosphaeria arxii CBS 175.79 is the source of this 2039-nucleotide messenger RNA. RefSeq lists its product as uncharacterized. The transcript is spliced from 2 exons. Bases 114 to 1862 code for a protein of 582 amino acids. The record is from RefSeq and is a predicted model, not a curated record. NCBI's taxonomy places the organism in Eukaryota, Fungi, Ascomycota, Dothideomycetes, Pleosporales.